CAAAGCAAAGAAGACGAGAAGGAAGGCGGGAGAGAGAGAGAGACAUCAUCAUCUUCUACCAUUUUCACGACGAAAGAGAUCUCUCGUUUCAAAUGGCGGAUUUGCUAAGAAAAGUGAAAUCGAUGAAGAAGAAGGAAAAGAGCAACACACAAGCUCUAAUCCUCGGCAAAUACGAAAUGGGAAGGCUUCUCGGCCACGGAACCUUCGCCAAGGUGUACCUCGCACGCAACGCGACCUCGGGAGAAAGCGUCGCGAUCAAAGUGAUCGACAAAGAGAAAGUCCUCAAAAGCGGUUUGAUCGCGCACAUAAAACGCGAGAUCUCCAUCCUCCGCCGCGUCCGCCACCCGAACAUCGUCCAGCUCUUCGAGGUCAUGGCGACCAAGUCCAAGAUCUACUUCGUCAUGGAGUACGUCAAAGGCGGCGAGCUCUUCAACAAAGUCGCCAAAGGGAGGCUCAAAGAAGACAUCGCUCGCAAAUACUUCCAGCAGCUCAUCUCCGCCGUCUCCUUCUGCCAUUUCCGCGGCGUCUACCACCGCGACCUCAAACCGGAGAAUCUCCUCCUGGACGAACACGGGAACCUGAAAGUCUCCGACUUCGGUCUCAGCGCGGUCUCUGAUCAGAUCAGACAAGACGGUCUCUUCCACACUUUCUGCGGCACCCCUGCUUACGUGGCACCCGAGGUUCUCGCGAGGAAAGGCUACGACGGAGCUAAGGUGGAUAUCUGGUCGUGUGGGGUGAUCCUCUUUGUGUUGAUGGCGGGCUUCCUCCCUUUCCAUGAUCGUAACGUUAUGGCUAUGUACAAGAAGAUAUACAGAGGAGAUUUCAGGUGUCCGAGAUGGUUUCCGGUUGAGAUUAACCGGUUGUUGAUUCGAAUGCUUGAGACUAAACCGGAGAGACGGUUUACAAUGCCGGAUAUUAUGGAGACUAGUUGGUUCAAGAAAGGGUUUAAACAUAUUAAGUUCUACGUCGAGGAAGAUCACAAGCUCUCUAGUGCUGACGAUGAUAUCGAGUCGGUCGAAUCGGUUUCCGAACGGUCUUCCACGGUGUCUGAAUCGGAGUUCGAGUUGUGUGACGCUAGGAGAAGAGCAGUGUCGUCGUCGAUGCCUAGACCGGCUAGUUUGAAUGCGUUUGAUCUCAUCUCUUUUUCUCCCGGUUUUGAUUUAUCCGGUUUGUUUGAUGAUGAUGGUGAAGGGUCGAGGUUUGUGUCCGGAGCUCCGGUUAACCAGAUUAUAUCGAAGCUGGAGGAGAUUGCGAAGGUUGUGAGCUUUACCGUGCGGAAGAAGGAUUGUAAAAUGAGUCUUGAAGGUUCGAGAGAAGGGAGUGUGAAAGGUCCGUUGACUAUUGCUGCUGAGAUAUUUGAGUUGACUCCAGCUUUGGUUGUUGUUGAGAUGAAGAAGAAAAGUGGUGACAAAGUGGAGUAUGAUGAGUUUUGUAAUAAGGAAGUGAAACCCAAGUUGCAGAAUUUGAGUGCGGAUAAUGGAGCGUCGGUUUCUGCGUCGCGUUCUUUGCCGGCUUAUCUACUCUCUGAUACUGAUUAGGAAGAUGAAAACUGUUUUUUUCUUCUUUUUUUUUAAAUUGGAUUUUUGAAGCUGCUUAAUUAUUGGUUUAGGUUUUGGUCGAGAUUGUGAUGUUCUUGUUCUUGGUGUAAGAGACAUCAGACUUUAGAGCUAAAGAGAGUGGUGACUAGUGAGAUAUAUGAGUCUUGAUGUAUAUAAGGAAGAUUGAAUAAAACAAGUAAUUUUU
Raphanus sativus (radish) is the source of this 1743-nucleotide messenger RNA. RefSeq names its product CBL-interacting serine/threonine-protein kinase 19. The record is from RefSeq and is a predicted model, not a curated record. The transcript has a single exon. Gene Ontology annotation, molecular function: ATP binding; protein kinase activity. The coding region runs from base 93 to 1538 and encodes 481 amino acids. Gene Ontology annotation, biological process: signal transduction; protein phosphorylation. Lineage: Eukaryota; Viridiplantae; Streptophyta; Magnoliopsida; Brassicales; Brassicaceae.